UGCAGCACUUCCCACUGACACACAGGAUUCUUCACAAUCUCAGACUGCUUGCUGCAGGUGGUUCUCAUCAGCUGAAAACAUGUCAUCUAUCAAACGCCUGGUGUAUGCAGUCAUCCAGUUCUUAAGAGAGCAAAGUCAGCGAGAUGAUUACACGUCAGACGAGCAGGAAAGUUUAGAAGUUGCAGUGCAGUGCUUGGAGACUGUUUUUAAGAUUGGUCCAGAAGACGCACAUCUUGCCACUUCGAAGUCCUUGGAAGAGGUUUUCUCACAAGCCCACCCUAUGAGUAAUGAGUUGUCACCAGUGGAAUCUCCUUCCAUAUCACCAGCUGACACAGAAAAAGCUGAGAAGCUGAAAGAUGAAGGCAAUAUUUUCAUGAAAGAACUAAAUUAUGAAGCUGCUCUGGAUUGUUAUACACAGGCCAUAGAACUGGAUCCAAACAAUGCAGUUUAUUAUUGUAACAGGGCAGCUGCCUAUAGUCAACUAGGCAACCACAGCACUGCAAUAAAAGAUUGUGAAAAAGCAAUAUCCAUUGAUGGAACGUACAGCAAAGCAUACGGAAGAAUGGGGAGAGCUUUUGCUGGUAUGAAUAAGUACAAAGAAGCAAUCAGCAGCUAUCAGAAAGCCUUGGAUUUAGACCAUGAAAAUGAAUCGUAUAAAUCAUAUUUAAAAAUAGCAGAACAAAAACUUAAACAAGUCCCCAGCCCGACAAGCGCAGGAUGGGGUUUUGAUAUGGCCAGCCUAAUGAACAACCCAGCUUUCGUGAGCAUGGCAGCAAGCUUAAUGCAAGAUCCACAAAUACAGCACAUGAUGUCAGGAAUGAUGUCCAAUGCCGCAGGUGGUCCAGCAGCUGGGGUUGGGGGAUUAACUGAUCUUUCAAGUCUCAUACAAGCAGGACAGCAAUUUGCUCAACAGAUACAGCAACAAAAUCCUGAGCUAAUCCAGCAACUGCGGAAUCAUGUGAGAAGUCGGUCAUUUAGUGGUAGUGCUGAGGAGCAUUCAUGACACAAACAGAUGAAAGGUCAGCGCUUUUGAUUACUAACUAAUUGCUGCUCACGUAAUUGGAAGAGGGUGCCACGCUUGCCAUUCUUCCAGACUGCAUUCCUUGAAAAUGCUUCAUUAUCACCCACAUCCUGAUAGCCGAGCACCGGGAGUGUAAUACAGGACGACAUCUCUGUAAAAGGACAGGAAUAAACACAUCUUACAUCCUUACCUUUUGUUUAUCAAUUAUUUGAGAUGAAGUAGACCUAUGUGAUAUGUUGAGGAGUUCAGAUACAUUUAAAUGUUAGACGUAUCUAUAUACAGUACUUGGUUCUGAAUUCCG
Messenger RNA from Pelobates fuscus (common spadefoot toad), 1322 nucleotides. RefSeq names its product small glutamine rich tetratricopeptide repeat co-chaperone beta (gene SGTB). The record is from RefSeq and is a predicted model, not a curated record. The transcript has 12 exons. NCBI's taxonomy places the organism in Eukaryota, Metazoa, Chordata, Amphibia, Anura, Pelobatidae. Gene Ontology annotation, cellular component: TRC complex; membrane. The coding region runs from base 80 to 1003 and encodes 307 amino acids. Gene Ontology annotation, biological process: post-translational protein targeting to endoplasmic reticulum membrane. Gene Ontology annotation, molecular function: molecular adaptor activity; protein binding.